Funneliformis caledonium is the source of this 214-nucleotide messenger RNA. NCBI's taxonomy places the organism in Eukaryota, Fungi, Glomeromycota, Glomeromycetes, Glomerales, Glomeraceae. The record is from the annotation of a GenBank genome assembly.
AUGAAGCGAAAAUGUACUACUAAAUCUGCUAUCAAAAAUAAACCAAAUAAACCUCAAGAGAAUGAUAAUGAACAAGACAAAAAUGAUGAAAUUCGAAUUACUAAUGAAAAAAAAUAUAGAAAAAAAGUUAAAACGCUAAAUAACCAAGAGUUAUAUAAUGAUGAAGGAAUACAAAGUUCAUCGACGUUUAAAAGAAGUUUCAUGUUAUUGGAAG